This is a messenger RNA of Marmota monax (woodchuck), 1288 nucleotides long. RefSeq names its product citrate synthase lysine methyltransferase (gene Cskmt). Gene Ontology annotation, molecular function: S-adenosylmethionine-dependent methyltransferase activity. Lineage: Eukaryota; Metazoa; Chordata; Mammalia; Rodentia; Sciuridae. The record is from RefSeq and is a predicted model, not a curated record. The transcript has 4 exons. The coding region runs from base 564 to 1271 and encodes 235 amino acids.
CAGCUCCUGCAAGGGAUAAAGAUGCGAAUCAGGCUGAGGCCGCGCACGAACACAGAUACCCAGAACCACCACCGCGGCGAUCCCAGUCCCGCAUCAAUCCCAUCUCGGGCGACAGAAGAGGGCUCCCGGAAGCUUGGAGAAACAAAGCAGCAAUCCCACAAAAAUCACCGUUCGAGGCCGGUUGAUCUUCCCCCCUGGACCCCCCAUGAGUGCGACCCCUCUCGCGUCCGGGGCACGCACUUCCGCUUCACGCCACUGCCCCAGGGCUCCACCCCCGCCCUCCGCGAGCCAAUCGGAGCUCGGUGGCCUGUUCUGGGCGUACAUAAGGGAGCUCGACAGGGUUUGCUUCCUUUCGGAGAGCAACUACCUAAUCUGCGAAUACCACCGCAGGAGCGCGAGCUGUCGUCUACCCUCUCUUCCAUUCACCAUUGCAACCAAUAAAAGCUGUUCUUACUGUGACACUGAAUUUGCGGAUCUUCCCUUGAGCUCAGGCCUUGUAGCAGUUCAGAGUGCACUUAAAGGCAAGGUUCUUAGGCUGACCUUGACUUUGCCGGGAAGUCCGGAUGGCUGCGCUGCGCCGAAAACUCCUACUCUUGGGGCCCAGCCGCGCCUUGGCGGGUUCCCUGGCCGGUAGUUGCCUGGCAGACCGCUGCCUCUGGGAUCAACUCCAUGCUCAGCCUCUGGGCAAUGGCCGUACCUUUGACUGGUUCUUUGGAUACGAGGAAGUUCAGGAACUCCUACUAUCACUACUGCAAAAGGCACCAGCUGCCUCUCCACCGCGGGUGCUGGAUGUGGGCUGUGGGACCUCAAGCCUAUGCACAGGCCUCUACACCCAGUCCCCAUACCCUGUCAGUAUUCUAGGGGUGGACUUCUCCCCUGUGGCUGUGGCCCAUAUGAACAACCUUCUGCAGGGUGGCCAAGGUCAAACACCCCUAUGCCCUAGGCACCCUGACUCCUGCCUCCAAUUUAUGCAGGCUGAUGCCCAAAAUCUGGGGACUGUGGCUGCCUCAGGCUCCUUCCAGCUAUUGCUGGACAAGGGCACCUGGGAUGCUGUUGCACGUGGUGGUCUGCCUGGAGCUCACCAGCUGCUAUCAGAAUGUUUGAGGGUCCUAAGCCCCAAAGGGACCCUAAUUCAAUUCUCAGAUGAGGACCCUGAUGUGCGACUGCCCUGCCUAGAGAAAAGAUCUCAUGGUAGGACUGUGACUGUGCAGGAGUUAGGCCCUUUCAGGGGCAUUACCUACUUUGCUUACUUUGUUAAAGGCUCUCAUUAAAGAUUGUCUUAACCAUA